This is a messenger RNA of Durusdinium trenchii, 909 nucleotides long. The record is from the annotation of a GenBank genome assembly. Lineage: Eukaryota; Dinophyceae; Suessiales; Symbiodiniaceae.
AUGGCCGGAGAAGAGACGAAGGUUGAGGCGAAACGCACCGCCGAGGAGAUACGGGAGGUGGUCGAGCGAUUGGCGCAGGGCUGCAGCGCGCGGCCCCGGAAGAACACCCGGAAGCGUGGCAAGGAGGAAGAGAAGGAUGAGGCUCCAGGCACCAGUGAGGUGCCUGGGCCAGCAGAACAACGGAGGAGCCACUCGAACCGAUAUAUUGAUGUGCAGGUAGGGGAUCUCAUCCGCGUGCAGACAAACCUGGGCUGGGAGACGGUCACCGUGAGGGCCAAGCGGCCGGGGACUGGAAAGAUCGACAUCCAGUUCAAGGAUGGAGAGUACAUGCGCGCGGUGAUGCCUCGCAUCCUUCGCAACGCCGAAGGACUGCCGGUGAAGGAAACCCACGAGUUGCCCACUACAGCCUUGCCACCACCAUGGCCAUCGCGGUCAAGCCAAGUGGGGCCCCACACUGCGCCACCGAUGGCGCCGGUACCGGUUUCCAGUUCGGGGGCGGUGCCGCAGAAGCUUGCAGGAUACAAAGGAGGCCUUGCUAGUUCACCAGGACGUCAAGGGCAUCCUGGCCUCGCUGAAGAGCCAUCCCCACGGGAAACGCAGGAUGCUUUGGCGGGUGCCAUCAUGGAGGGCUGUGGCGUGGAACUGCGAGAACAACAAAAUGGACUCUCAACUGCCACAGGCCGACCUGCAGGCCGCUUGGCGCCUGCAGCCAAGGCGCCGGCGGCACGCUUGAAGCAACAGCUUCAACAGCUGAUUUCUGCACGCCCCAUUGUCGUCCCCAAGGUGCAAACGCGCAGCCCCUCGAUGCCACGGAACGCGCCGGUGCCGGAGCCCGUUUUAGGUCAUGGCCUGGUUGGGUCCGCCAUGAAGGCCGACUCCAAGAUCAGGAUUCGCUCCUCUGAAAGCUAG